CAGAAAGAAGAAAAAACUCUGCAGAAGGCUGAGAAGAAAGCCUUGAGAAAGAGAACUGAAUCCUUUCCUUAACCCUUACGCCUUCAUUACACCGUUCCUCUCUCUCUCUCUCUCUGCUAAUAUUAACUCUCCCUCUCUUCCCUAUAUUUUUUCUCUCCCCACCUCUCACUUCUCAUAAAAACCUCUGUUUUCUAUGCAUUUAAAACCCUCAGUCUCGCACACGCUCGACCUCUGAUUCUCUUCUCUUUCACUCUAUUCUCAUCAAACUUCACCAGAAGAACCCUUCGUUUCUCUUUAAAUUACCAUUCUCCGAGAGGGUAAAAACAGAGCAAAAACAGAGUCAUUGUAGGUGCAGGAAACAGAAGAACUAAUCUUUUUUAGUUUCUUUCACUUUCUUCUUGUUUUUCUAGGAUUUUCAACAUGGAUUCUUGUAAAGAGCAAGAACAACAAGGGUUUAACCAAGCAAAGUUCGUUAAGGUUCUUGGACCUAUCAUCGUAGGUGCAGGACCAUCUGGUUUAGCAGUUGCAGCUUGCCUUUCCCAACAAGGAGUCCCUUCUCUAAUUCUUGAAAAAAAUGACUGCAUAGCUUCUCUCUGGCAACAAAAAACCUACGAUCGCUUAAAACUUCACCUUCCUAAACAGUUUUGUGAACUCCCACUUCGUGGUUUCCCUGAUGAUUUCCCCAAGUACCCUACAAAAGGCCAAUUCAUUUCUUACAUGGAGUCUUAUGCUUCGCAUUUCAGAAUCCAGCCUAAAUUCAACCAAGCCGUAAAAACGACAGAAUUUGACCACGGGGUCUGGAGGGUGCAAACUGAAGACCUUGAGUACCAUUCUAGGUGGCUUAUUGUUGCUACUGGCGAGAAUGCUGAGCCUGUUAUACCUGAUAUAGCUGGUUAUGACAAGUUUAAAGGUAAUAUUCUACAUACAAGUGAGUACAAGUCUGGUUCUAAGUUCAAGAACCAAAGGGUCUUGGUUGUUGGGUGUGGCAACUCAGGGAUGGAAGUUAGCUUAGACCUUUGUAGGCACAAUGCAAUCCCUUACAUGGUUGUUAGAAACACAGUGCAUGUUCUACCCAGAGAGAUGUUUGGCAUGUCAACAUUUGGAAUAGCCAUGGCACUUUUGAAGUGGUUACCUUUAAGAUUGGUGGACAAAUUUCUACUUCUGGUAGCAAAUCUCAUCUUGGGCAACACAGACCAAUUAGGCCUCAAACGACCAAAAACAGGCCCGAUUGAGCUCAAGAAUGUCACUGGAAAGACACCAGUGUUAGAUGUUGGUGCGUUAUCACAAAUCAAGUCUGGCAAAAUUAAGGUGAUGGAAGGUGUGAAGGAGGUAACAAAAAAUGGAGUCAAAUUCAUGAAUGGACAAGAAAAGAAGUUCGAGUCUAUAAUCUUAGCAACUGGGUACAAAAGCAAUGUGCCUACUUGGCUCAAGGGAUGUGAUUUUUUCACAAAAGACGGGAUGCCCAAAACACCCUUUCCUAACGGCUGGAAAGGCGAAAAUGGACUGUACGCAGUUGGUUUCACAAGAAGAGGUCUCUUAGGAACAGCCUCUGAUGCUGUGAAAAUUGCACAGGACAUUGGUGAUCAAUGGAAGACAAUCAAGGGAAACGAUAAAUCUUGCAAUUCCCAUGUUAUCAUACUUGGAAAACCAUGGUGAGGCAGAUAAAGACGAGAAAGGGGAGAAAAUUUGGGGUAGAUUUUCUUAGGUUAAGUUUUUAGAUGGGAGAUUGAUUAAUUGUUCACUUGAUGAGGACUAGUUUUCAAAUUUUCCCUUUUCUUUCUUGUACAUUCGCCAAUUUUGUAUGGGAGGUUCAUCUCCCACUUCUCUUGUAUCUUUCUAAACUCUGUACAAAAUAAUUUCCAAGUAGAGUGUAUCUUGAAUUCCAAAAAUAUUGUGACA
Populus nigra (black poplar) is the source of this 1899-nucleotide messenger RNA. Its product is annotated as probable indole-3-pyruvate monooxygenase YUCCA4. The transcript has 4 exons. Bases 421 to 1656 code for a protein of 411 amino acids. Gene Ontology annotation, cellular component: endoplasmic reticulum membrane. Lineage: Eukaryota; Viridiplantae; Streptophyta; Magnoliopsida; Malpighiales; Salicaceae. Gene Ontology annotation, molecular function: monooxygenase activity; flavin adenine dinucleotide binding. Gene Ontology annotation, biological process: auxin biosynthetic process. The record is from RefSeq and is a predicted model, not a curated record.